Molecule: messenger RNA, 11063 nt
Organism: Epinephelus fuscoguttatus (brown-marbled grouper)
Lineage: Eukaryota; Metazoa; Chordata; Actinopteri; Perciformes; Serranidae
Gene: cubn
Product: cubilin (intrinsic factor-cobalamin receptor)
Exons: 67
Coding region: 24-10907 (3627 amino acids)
Molecular function (GO): calcium ion binding
Source: RefSeq, a predicted model, not a curated record
UCAGGCAGGACACAUCUUUUUCUAUGGCUGGGAGACUGCAGCUCUCAUGGCUGUUCCUCAUCCUCAUUCUCCUUCUGGUGGGACUGCAAGGAGAGCCCAGGGACGCAGCACAAAGACGAGACAAGAGCAGCGACCAGCCUCGUAUGCUGUCAGAGAAUGGUCACCUCGUCUUUACAACCGGUGACAAUAACGAGAUCCGCUUCCAGACGCCAGCAUCAGGCCGGGUUAAAGUCAAUAAUGAGGACCUCACCCAACUUCUGAAUCAGAUCAAAACCAACAAAGAUGACAUUAAUGACAUCAAGACUAACGGAGGUGGAGUUCCCCCUGAUAUCACCAACAAACUAAACCAGCUUGAUACCAAGGUGUCAACACUCGAGACUAAAGUGGAUGCACUUGAAUCGACAGUCCAGAGGGUGUCCUGCAGCAGUAAUCCCUGUCAGAAUGGAGGAACAUGUCUGAACUUACUCAACUCAUACCACUGUGUGUGCCCCAACAACUGGGCUGGUCCUAACUGCGCGACAGAUGUGAAUGAAUGCCAGGUGUAUGCAGGAACAUUCCAAGGUUGUCAGAAUGGAGCAACCUGCGUCAACACCCCUGGAUCGUUCACUUGUAGCUGUUCUCCAGAAUGGUCCGGGACUCUUUGUACGGUGCGGUUUGAUGACUGCAGGAAUGCAGGACAGGACCUGUGUGUACAUGGCACGUGUAUUGAUGCAGACCGGGUUACACCUGGACAGCCUAAAUAUCAGUGCAUUUGUGAGAGCGGUUGGGAAGCUCCAGCCGGGAAUCCAUCCUGUGUGGCCGAUGUUAACGAGUGUAACCUACCCAACAAACCUUGCUCCACCAACCCUCCUGUUCCCUGCUACAACACUCAGGGUUCCUUCUACUGUGGACCCUGUCCUGCAGGUUGGCAGGGCAAUGGCUACAGCUGUCAGGAUGUGGACGAAUGUUUGACCAAUAAUGGUGGCUGCUCCACCACUCCUGUGGUACAAUGCCUGAACACCAUGGGCUCCUUCCAUUGUGGUCCCUGCCCUCCAGGUUAUGAGGGCGAUGGGAGAACAUGUACCCAGGCCAAUAUCUGUGCUACCAACAAUGGAGGCUGUCACCCAUUGGCCACUUGCUCCUCAACCCCAGGCACAAGCCUUCCUGUAUGCACCUGCCCUCCAGGCUACACAGGAAACGGUUAUGGACCAACAGGUUGCACCCAGACCAGCAACGUCUGUCAGACCAACAACCCCUGUGUCAAUGGACAGUGUGUGACCACCACCUCGGCUCCUGGAUACAUGUGCAACUGUAACCCUGGCUGGCAAGGACCACUCUGUGACCAGAAUAUCAAUGAGUGCUUAAGCAACCCCUGUCAGAAUGGAGGGACCUGCACCGACGGCAUUAAUGGAUUCACAUGUACUUGCACUGCCCAGUGGACUGGCCCGCUCUGCCAGACCUCACAGCAAGAGUGCGGAGGUUACCUGACUGGCCCCGCUGGUUCCUUCAGUUAUCCCAACACCCCAGGUCACGAUCAUUACGAUCACAAUGUCAGCUGUGCCUGGGUGAUCCGUGCCGACCCACACAAGAUUCUGCGUAUUACCUUUCCAUUCUUCCAUCUGGAGAGCAGCACCAACUGCAACUAUGACUUCCUUCAGAUCCAUGAUGGCGAUAGUGCCUCUGCUUAUAUGAUCGGAAAAUACUGUGGCCAGAAUAGCCCAGCGGAACUCUUCAGCUCCCACAAUUCCUUAUAUUUCUGGUUUCGUGCCGACAGCUCUAUCAAUGCUGGUGGCUUCACAGUUGCUUGGCAGUCUCAGGACCCAGUGUGUGGAGACGAUCUCACUGCCCCCUAUGGAAGCAUUAACUCACCUGGUUACCCUGGAAACUACCCACCCAGCCGAGACUGCUACUGGACAGUGACAGUGGAACCUGGCUUGCUCAUCACCUUUGCAUUCGGGACGCUCAGUCUGGAGCAGCACCCCAACUGUAACUUCGACUUUCUGGAGAUCCGGGAUGGUCUUCUACCUGAGGACCCAGUUCUGGGAAAGUUCUGCAGCACUGGAUCACCUCCCCCCCUGCAAACCACUGGUCCAGCUGCAUGGAUCCACUUCCACUCCGACUUUAGUGUUUCUGACCGAGGCUUCCACAUUACAUACACAACAUCCCCAAGUGACCCUGGCUGUGGUGGCACCUUCACUGACAGUGAGGGCAUCAUCAUCUCUCCAAACUGGCCCAACAACUAUGCCCACAACCGCCAGUGUAUCUAUUUGAUCAGGUUGCCAGCGGGUGAGAAGGUGGCCCUCAACUUCACUCACAUGAGCCUGGAGAUUCACAGCAGCUGCACCUUUGACUAUGUAGAGGUUCGUGACGGCAGGACGGAGACUGAUCCUCUGAUAGGAAGGUACUGUGGGAGCAUCCUGCCGGCUCCCAUUCUCUCGUCCUCCAACUUCCUGUGGGUUCGUUUCAGGUCCGACAGCUCGGUCAGCAGGGCUGGUUUCAGGGCUGUCUACACUGUUGGUUGUGGAGGCACUUUGUCUGGGACUGGACAGAUACGCUCUCCCUACCAUCCCAACGCCUAUCCCCACAACAAGGUCUGUGAGUGGGUCAUUAACCAGCCAGAGGGCUAUGUGGUCACCCUCAACUUCCUGUCAUUUGAUGUGGAGGGAGGCUCCUGCCGUUACGACUCUGUUGAGGUCAGGGAUGGCUCCACCUCUAGCUCUCCUCUGCUGGGGUUGUUCUGUGGUGUCAACAUGCCCCCCCGGCUCCAGUCCACUCAGAGAUCGAUGUACAUCCGCUUCAAGACAGACUCCUCCGUCAGCAACAACGGCUUCGAGGCAGCCUAUGGCUCUGCGUUGGAGGGCUGCGGUGAUACCUUGACCACUCCCACAGGCACCAUCACAAGUCCUGGCCACCCCUCCAGUUACCCCCAUGGUGCCAACUGUACCUGGUACAUCAGUGUUUCCCCAGGCAGCCUGGUUCGACUGUCAUUUGACUCCUUCAACCUGGAGUACCACAUCAACUGUAACUAUGAUUACCUGGAGGUGUACGACAACGGCACUGUGCAGACUGGAACAAAGAUCGGAAGGUACUGUGGGCGCUCAGUGCCUCCAACCAUCACCAGCACUGACAGCCUGCUCACCCUGCUGUUUGUGUCUGACUCAAGUUUAGUCUCCGAGGGAUUCUCUGCCAGAUACGUCUCAAUCAAUGCCACAGCAGACUGCGGUGGGACUUUCACCUCCUCUACAGGGUCCUUCAGUUCACCCAACUACCCCGACUACUACCCCAACAAUAGAGAGUGCAUCUUCAAGAUCACUGUGCAAGUCAACAUGCAGAUUAUGCUGAACUUCACUGACUUUGUGCUCGAGGGCUCCCCUCCAUCUUGCAGCUAUGACUUUGUCGAGAUCAGGGACGGAGGCUAUGACACGUCUCCCUUGAUUGGUAAGUUCUGUGGCAAUCAGAGGCCUCCAGUCCUGGUGUCCCAUAGCAACCGCCUGUGGCUCAAAUUCCGCUCAGAUGCCAGCGUCACACGUCCUGGAUUCAGUGCCCACUGGGAUGGCACACAGUCGGGCUGUGGCGGAGUGUUGACAGCUGCCUCUGGAGGCUUUUCCUCCCCUAACUACCCCCUGCCCUAUCACCCUAAUGCUGAGUGCUACUGGACCAUCAGGACCAAUCAGGGCAACCAGCUCCUCCUCUCUUUCCCUGAGUUUCACCUGGAGUCUAGCUCCACCUGUGCUUAUGACUACCUGGCUGUGUAUGAUGGUAACAGCAGCAGUUCUCCACAGCUGGCCAAGUUGUGUGGCAGUGAGCUGCCCAGCACCAUCAACUCCUCCAGCAACCAGCUCUACGUCAAACUCCGCACUGACAACAGCAUCAAUGCAGGAGGCUUCCUCGCAUCGUACACUGCCAAAUGCAGCGGCGUGCUCAUCUCAGGCCGACACAUAGGAGUGGUGGAGUCACUGAACUAUCCCAACAGCUACCCACACAACACCAGGUGCAGCUGGACCAUCCAGGCCAGCAGCGGAAACACCGUCAACUACACCUUUUUAUCCUUUCAGCUUGAGGCCACCUCCAGCAGCUGUCAAUUCGACUACGUCAAGCUCUUCGAUGGACCUAAUGAGCAAGCUCCUUUGAUUGGUACCUUCUGUGGAUACAGCCCUCCCCCAGCCAACACCACCACAGGCUCAACUCUCACCGUGGCGUUCAAAUCAGACUCCUCUGUCUCCAUGUCUGGCUUCCAGAUGAUGUGGUACCAGAACGGUUGUGGUGGGGAGCUCUCUGGUCCCAGUGGCUCCUUCAACAGUCCAGACUACCCCAACAGAUAUCCAGAAAACAGGGAGUGUAUCUGGUAUAUCACCACAUCAGCGGGCAGCAGCAUCACCCUCACUAUCCAUGAGUUUGAUGUGGAGUUCCACCAAGACUGCAACUACGAUGUGCUGGAAGUGUACGGUGGUCCGGACCUGUUGGCUCCUCGGCUGGCCCAGCUCUGCACCACCACAUCCAACCCAAUGCAGGUCUCCAGCACCGGCAACCUGCUCACAGUGCGCUUCAAGUCUGACGCCUACGUCAGCGGGCGAGGUUUCAAUGCAAGCUGGGCUGAAGUUCAGGGAGGCUGUGGAGGCCCAGUCACUGCUCCAUCUGGGGAGAUCCAUUCUCCAUCCUAUCCCAGCAGCUAUCCCAACAAUGUGGACUGUUCCUGGGUCAUCAGUGUGGAUCCCAACCAUCGUGUCUUCUUCAACUUCUCUGACCUGGACAUUGAACAUCACAGCUACUGCUCCUGGGACUACGUGGCUAUCCACGAUGGUCCAACCAUAACUUCUCCUCUGCUCGCCCGUGUGUGUGGCACCCGUCUCCCACCCUCCAUCACCUCCACCCAGAACACCAUCUACGUUCGCUUUAGGUCCGACUCCAGCCGCAGCCACCGGGGCUUCAGCGCCCGCUUCUCUGAGGCUUGUGGUGCAACCAUCGUAACCGACGAUAACGGUGGGUCCAUCGCCUCACCACGGUACCCAGCACAGUACCCACCCAAUCAGAACUGUAGCUGGAUCAUCAGAGCACAGGAGCCAUUCAACCAUGUGACCCUGUCGUUCACUGACUUUGAGCUGGAGAUGAUCAACUCCAACUGCUCCCAUGACGCUGUCAGGAUCCUGGACGGAGACAACUACCAGGCACCUGUCAUAGGGCGCUACUGUGGAAACGAAAUACCUCAUCCAGUGACAUCCUUCAGUACCUCUUUGGUGGUCAACUUCAUCUCCGACUACUCCGUGUCCAGGAAAGGGUUCAGAGCCACCUACUCAGCAUCCACCUCCAGUUGUGGAGGAGAUCUGGUGAUGGAGAGUGGUGCAUUUAACAGUCCUAACUAUCCAGAUGCUUACCCGCCCAAUGUGGAGUGUGUGUGGACCAUCAUAAGCUCACCAGGGAACCGUAUCCAGCUCUCAUUUAUUAUGUUUCACCUGCAGGGAGACUACGGAUGUCAAAAUGACUACCUGGAAAUCAGAGAGGGUAACUCCACUGGCCAUCUGGUCGGUCGCUUCUGUGGAAACUCGCUCCCCUCCAACUAUACCUCUGUGAUUGGUCACAUCCUGUGGGUUAAGUUUGUCUCAGACGCAUCUGUAAGCGGAGCAGGAUUUCGAGCCACCUUCUCACACUUGUAUGGCAAUGAUGUGGAGGGGGAGUUUGGUCAGAUAGCUUCCCCACUGUAUCCCAGAAUGUACCCCAAUAAUGCCCACUACCGCUGGACCAUAACUGUGGAGGGAGACAGCUACAUCCAGAUCCGCUUUUUGGACAUGGACAUAGAGGACCUGCAUGACUGCAACUACGACCACCUUAAAAUCUUUGAUGGCCCCAGUGUUCAUUACUACCCCAUUGGAACAUUCUGUGGUCUGGCCUUGCCCCCUCCCCUCAGAAGCUCUGGGAGCACUGUCACCCUGCAGUUCCAGACAGAUUCUUCAGUGAGAGGAAGAGGUUUCCUCGUGGAAUGGACAGCUGUCCAGGACUCUGGACCGCCACCCACCAUCACACCAGGUGCAUGCGGUGGAAUGCUGAUGACAGGGGACACUCCUGGUUUCCUCUUCUCUCCUGGCUGGCCUGAAAGCUACCCUCCUGACCAGGAGUGUACCUGGUUGAUUCGUUCCCCAGACUCAACUGUAGAGUUGAACCUCUUGUCUCUGGACAUAGAGGAGUUCUCCAACUGCUACUUUGACAGCCUUGUCAUCAGAGACGGUGCGAGCAGCCUCUCCCCCAUGUUGGCCACUGUGUGUGGUCGAGAUCCUCCAGCUUCUCUCCACUCAACAGGCGACUCCAUGUUCAUCCACUUCUCCUCAGACAGCAGCAUUAGUGGCCGAGGCUUCAACGCCUCCUACUCCAGAGGUUGUGGUGGCCUGCUGCAUGUGGACAGGGGCGUGCUGAACAGUCCCCGCUACCCCCAGAACUACCUGCCUGGUCUGGACUGUAGCUGGCAUGUCAUGGUGACGCCUGGCUUUAAGGUUUCUGUCAGCUUCCAGAGCCCCUUCCAGAUUCAGGGCUAUGGAUCUGGAUGCAGCACAGGAGACUACCUGGAGCUCAGGAACGGUCCUGAUAGUUCAUCUCCAUUACUGGGGGGACGUCUCUGUGGUUCAAGUCCGCCCUCCCUCCUCCAGACCACUGACAACCACCUCUUUAUACACUUUGUAUCUGAUGCCAGCAAUGAGGCGACUGGCUUCAAGCUGACCUUUGAGGCCCACAGUCAGGCGUGUGGAGGCUUCAUUGAGCUGAAUGAUAAUGAUCCUCCAGGAUAUGUCACUUCGCCUAACUACCCUCAGAACUACCCCCAGAACAGUGACUGUAUCUGGGUCAUAACUGUGCCCAAUGGAGAAGCUGUCCAAAUUGACUUUGAGGAUGAAUUCUACAUCGAGCCCACAGCCAGCUGUGUGUAUGACUACUUGGAGCUGCGUGAUGGCUCCACUUCCAACAGUGAUUUAAUCUCCCGCCUCUGUGGAAACACCCGACCAUCUACCCAACAUUCAACUGGCUCCUCCAUGCUGCUCAGGUUUCGCACUGACACCAGUGUCACGCACAAAGGCUUCAAGGCUAAGUACUCCAUAGCAACAUGUGGAGGUACCUACAUAGGUCAGAGGGGCUCAGUCCACAGCCCUGGCUUUCCAGGAUCCAACUAUCCUGACAGAUCCAGUUGUGAGUGGUACCUGGAGGGGCCCACGGGGCACUACCUCACCCUCAGCUACACCAGCUUCAGCCUGCAGACCACUUCAGGAUGCUCCGCUGACUAUGUCGAGAUCAGAGAGUACAAUGCCUCAGGGCGCCUCCUGGGCCGGCACUGCGGCAGUAACCUUCCAGCUUCCAUGGACACGUCUGACAGUUUUGCCUACGUCAGGUUUGUCAGUGACGCCAGCGGUAAUGCAGCUGGCUUCAGUCUCUCCUUUGAAGCCAGCGUUGAAGUCUGUGGAGGAGAGCUGGAUGCUCCCUCAGGAACUAUCUCCUCCCCCAAUUACCCCAACCUGUACCCACACAGCCGGGUGUGUCGCUGGGAGCUGGUGGUGUCACCAGGCCGCAGGGUCACACUCACCAUCAAUGACCUGCGGCUGGAAGAUUCUGGGACUUCCUGUGCAUAUGACUACGUUGAGAUACUGAACGGGUUGGCGGUUGAUGCCCCUCGCCUGCAGAAAUUCUGUGGUACAGUACCAGCAGGCACACAGGUGCGCUCCUCCGGCAACACCAUGACGGUUGUGUUCCGCACCGAUGCGUCUGUGUCCAACGGAGGCUUCACGGCUUCUUACUCAUCUGAGGAGCCUGCAGAGUGCGGUGGAGUCCUGAACAACCCAGCAGGCGGGAAUUUCACUUCCCCUGGGUACCUGGUGUCCAACUACAGCAACAACCUCAACUGCGAAUGGUUGAUUCAGAACCCACAGCACAUCAAUUCCUCUAUUGUGGUGCUGAUAGAAGACCUGCACCUGGAGAACCACCAGACCUGUGAGUCAGACUACCUCCAGUUCCGCUUAGGUGACUCAGAUGGAGAGCUGUUGGCCAAGUUUUGUGGACAGACCGCCCCCAACAUUCCCAUUGUGGUCUUUACCCCAGAGCUCUGGGUCCACUUCAAGACUGACGCCUCCCAGGGAGACCUGGGCUUCAAGGCUAAGUACUCGUUCUCUGAGUGUGGAGGCUGGCAGUCAGGUGAAGGAGGGACGCUCUCUAGUCCUAACUACCCCAACAUUUACCCCAGCCCCAGUCGCUGUGCUUGGCUGCUGGAGGCCCCUGUGGGCCACACUAUCACGCUAACCUUUAGCUACUUCAACCUGGAGCCCCACUCUCAGUGCGGCUGGGACUCUGUCACCAUCUUCAACGGAGGGUCGCCUGGCUCCCCUGUUAUAGGCCAGUACUGUGGGACCACCUCCCCAGGAACCAUCCAGUCUGGAUCCAACAAGCUUGCCGUCGUCUUCCUGGCUGACCAUAGUGUUUCCAGAGGAGGCUUUGUGGCCUCCUGGUCUGCUGACUCCUCAGGUUGUGGAGGGGUGAUCCAUGCUGAUACAGGAACGAUCAAGUCUCCGAACUAUCCCCAGAACUUUCCAGCCAAUGUGGAGUGUUCCUGGCAGAUCAUCGCCCAUGAGGGGAACCACCUGGAGAUGAGCUUCAUCGGAGAUUUCCAGAUUCCAGACAGCACUGGGACCUGCCAGAACAGCUAUGUUAAGGUGUGGUCAGGUCAGACCCAAAACGCUGAGGCCCUGCUCUCAACAGGCUGUGGCUCUGUGGCCCCGGGCCCCAUCAUUGCUCCAUAUAACAUCAUAACAAGCAGAUUCCAGAGCACUGGACCCCCCGGCAAAGGCUUCUCAGCCUCCUUCAGCACCAGGUGCGGCGCAAACUUCACUGCUUCCAGCGGUCGGGUGGUUUCUCCAAAUUAUCCAGUCGACUAUCCCGACUACUCCAACUGCAACUACAUCAUCAACGCCGGAGAACAGACUAUAGUUGUCGUCACCUUUCAGGUCUUCCAAAUAGAAGCACACUCCACCUGUCUGUAUGAUGGGCUCAAGAUCUACAGCCUGACCACUGGUGGCCCUGCCAUUGCCACUCUGUGUGGGAGCAGCAUUCCGGGGCCCUUCUCCACCUUUGGCCCCAUGAAACUCCACUUCUACUCUGACUCUGUGAUCACCGAUGCUGGCUUCAUGGCACAGUACAGAACCUAUCCAUGUGGUGGUUUCUACAACAGCAGUAUGGCCACAGUGAGCAGCCCGGCACUCUCCAUGACCAACUACCAUCACAACAUCAACUGUACCUACCAUAUCAUGGUCCGAGCAGACAGAGUGAUUGACAUCAAGUUUAACACCUUCCACCUGGAGGCGUCCUCUUCCUGUCGCUAUGACUACGUGGCGGUGUAUGAUGGACAGGACACGAUGGCACCCUUGCUGGGGAAAUUCUGUGGCGCAGUGCUCCCGCCCAACCUGCGCUCCUCCACCAACCAGCUGUUCAUUGUCUUCAGAACUGAUGCCACGGUGAAUGGGAUUGGCUGGAGGCUGACCUACAGUGAGACACUCGGUCCGGCGCAGGGAUGCGGUGGCUACCUGUCCAUGCCCAUGGGCAUGUUUGGUUCUCCAGAUCCAAACCUAGACGGGCGCUAUGAGCCCAGGAUGGACUGCAUGUGGACCAUUGAGAUGCCGGUCAACAAGGCCAUCAACCUGACCUUCGAGUCCUUUGACCUUGAGAGCUCCUCCACCUGCCGCUACGACUAUGUCAAAGUGUAUGAUGGCGACAACAUGAACUUCCCUCUGGUUGGGACAUUCUGUGGAAGCUUCAUUCCUGCUUAUUUUGUAUCCAGCGGAAACUUCCUGACCGUUCACUUUGUCACUGAUGGCUCAGUGCAGAAACGAGGCUUCAACGCCACCUACAGAGCUGUGCCACUGGUUUGCGGUGGGAUUCUGAAUGCCACGACCGCCAUCCAGACCCUGACCUCACCUUUCUUCCCCAAUGCCUAUCCUCCUCACACCUCCUGCCGCUGGAUCCUGGAUGCUCCAGCCCAGGAAACCAUCAAAGUGGCAGUCCAGACCUUUUCCCUCCAGCCCAGCCAGAGCUGCUCCGAAAACUACCUAGAGAUGAGGGACUGGCCGAUGGGAGACUAUGGGCAGUCACAUAAGUUCUGUGCAUCAGAUGGUCAUCCACCAGACUUCUACAGCUACAGCAGAACAAUCCACGUGCACUUCAGAUCUGACGCCUUCAUGACAGGAAAUGGCCUGAGUUUCACCUAUCAGAUCGCCAGCUGUAGCCGAACCUAUGAACAGGAAUAUGGGUACCUGAAGAGUCCAGGCUGGCCGGACAUCUACCCCCACAACAUAGACUGCACCAUCAUUCUGAAGGCACCACAGAACAGCUACAUCUCCUUCUUCUUCAACAACUUGGAUCUGGAGAACCAUCCCGACUGUAGAUUUGACUACCUGGAGAUUCGUAAUGGCAGUACAGCGGACUCACCACUGUUUGAUCGCUUCUGCGGCAGCACCUUGCCCAGCCCCAUCUUUCCACAGUCAAACCUGCUCUACCUGCGCUUCAAGAGUGACUUCUCCAACGCCCGCGAUGGCUUUGAGGCCACAUGGACGUCCUCCCCUCACGGUUGUGGUGGCACUCUGUUCGGUGACCAUGGCUCUUUUGCAAGCCCCAACUACCCAGGCACCUAUCCCAACAGCACCCACUGUGAAUGGGUUAUCAGGGCACCCAGAGGUCGUGUGGUGACCGUCACCUUUGCCCAGAUCAGUAUUGAUGACCCUGGAGACUGCCAGAACAACUUCUUGAAGUUGUACAAUGGCCCUGACACCUCCUCUCCGCCUGUUGGACCUUACUGUGGAGUGGAAACCAACAUCGCUCCAUUCACAGCCUCCUCCCAUCAAGUCUACAUUGUCUUCAGUGCCCAGUACGCCACCCUGCCGUCAGGCUUCAGACUCACCUGGAGCAGCUGAAAGAACGGCCUUCAAUAGACACACACACACACACACACACACACACACAGUUGCUGACUAAUUUCCUAAUCAUGUUUUAAGGUACACACCUGCUGUGCAUUUAUUUUCAAUCAAACCAAUGUAAUAAUAAUGAUAAAAAUAAAUCUAUACUAACAU